Megalops cyprinoides (Indo-Pacific tarpon) is the source of this 1573-nucleotide messenger RNA. RefSeq names its product chromosome 25 C11orf98 homolog (gene c25h11orf98). The transcript has 4 exons. The record is from RefSeq and is a predicted model, not a curated record. Bases 18 to 392 code for a protein of 124 amino acids. NCBI's taxonomy places the organism in Eukaryota, Metazoa, Chordata, Actinopteri, Elopiformes, Megalopidae.
GACGAAACACGAGGUGUAUGGUAAGCAUGGCUCCAGGAGGGAAGAUCAACAGACCGAAAACUGACCUUGGGAAGAAACUCUUUAAGCGCCGCAGGGUCUUGAGCAGGGAAAAACGGAAGAAGCACAAGAUUGUGGGAGCGGUGGUGGACAAAGGGCUUAUCACUGUUCACCAUCUCAAGAAGAGAAGCUCCAGUUCGCGGGCGAAUAUUACCCUGUCUGGGAAGAAACGGCGCAAACUGAUCAAGCAACUGCAGCACAUGGACAAGGAGAAAGCUUCCAUGGAAGUUGAGGCUACUUCCAAGAAGGAGGCACCUGUUUCCAACCCAGCCAGAAAAGGGAAGAAGAACACAGCUUGCCAGGAUGUGGAAAUGGAAGAUCAGGACAUGGAGUGAGAAGACUCUUGCCCAAUGUCUGGGCCGACCUGCUGCAGGAAGGAACACUCAUCUUUAUGCUUCGUGAAUAGGCCUAAAGGGGCUUCUGUUUGCUAUGUUAUGGAAGAUUAAAUGCAAAAUGUUACAUUUCAUCAUUAAUAGGAAAUCUUAAUUUACCUAUUACCUGUUUAUACAGGUGGAUGUUGGGCUGAAGCAUGAAGUAGCUGCUUUGCUCAGGGAUACAAAAGCAGCCCCUAAAUGGAGAUUUGAACCUUAUGGUUUCAAUUCUGGUGCCUUCAUUGGGUAUGACAGACUAUGAUAAAAGCCUUAGUACAAUGAACAUUGGAGCACUGUGAGUAGGUAGUUAAAUUAUGGCUUUGCAGCAUGGUCAGCAGCCAUAGCGUUUGAGGUGCCAACACAUUGUCACAGUCAUUGCUUUACUGUUAUGUUUAGUUUGGUCGUCAGUCUGACUUUUAUACCCACUGUUUAUGUUGGCAUCAUUCAUCAGAAUCUGGGCUACAUUAAGUUCCUCGGUAUAAUCUCCCAAGUGGUAUCAUGGCACCAUUGCGGCUGAAGGCCUGUAAAUAUUUGCGUAUUUUUCCAUGCAUUUUGGAGCUUUUAACGUCACUCCCCGAUGUUGCUCUCUCAUUUUCCAGCGGAAGAAAUUUGUCUUUCUUCCAGGUGAAGUUUCUUUCAUUCACAAAAUCCCUAGACUACGUCCACAUUGCCUUGCCAAGGCCAUGAAGUAUUUGACAUAUUUGACAUACAAAAGGAAGUACCUGGCAACUGUCAGAAGGUUCUUUCUUAGCUAUGUCCUGCAUCAGUACAAAUGCAUUCAAUCAAGGUGGUCUUUGGUCCUAGAAUGAGCUUUUUAGUGAUGUGCAUCCUUUUAAGACAGUGGACAAAUUCCUCCUAUUUAUUGGGGUAUCUGAGAAAAAUGUAAUAGCAGUGUAAUGUAUACAUUACACAACAAAAAAAAUAAUAAAAAUGGGGGUGAAUCCUGACCUUUCAGAAGAUUGAGGGAAAUAUAACAUUGAUAACACUUAAUUGGUGAAUUUCCUGGAUGUAAUAUUUUAUGCUAGUAUGAUUUUUUUUCCAAUGUUAGAAGUGUACAAUUCCAGUAGUCAGAAUGGAUCGAUGAGGUACAUCACUAUUUUGGUGACUGGCUCUGUAGUUCCUUUUUUAUGUAAUUUGUAUUUUUG